AUGAUUGAGCAGCAAUCCCUGAUCCUUCCCAAGGGCGAUAUCACCGUAGAUGUCGCCAUCAUCGACACAACCACUCGAAUCGGUGGCGUACCAGGGUCACACUACAUGGCCCCAGCGACGAAAUACCCUUCACUCUCCAAGUCCAUCGCCCCCAAACCCAGCCAUAGCUUCCUCAUCACCCAUCCACCUUCUAAUACCCGGGUGCUUUUCGACCUGGGCCUCCGCAUUGACUGGCAAAUCGCCACGUCUCGACCUAUCCUCCGAUCCAUUCAGAAUGGUAGUAUGCGCGUGCGUGUUGAGAAAGACGUCGCUAGUAUUCUUUAUGAGGGUGGUGUCGACCCGGCGAGCAUCGACGCGGUGGUCUUUUCCCAUCAUCAUUUCGACCACACUGGCGAUCCCACGCGCUUCUCGCAGACGAUGAAAGUGGUCGUAGGGCCCGGCUAUCGCGAGGCGUACUUGCCAGGUUGGCCGGCUGCGAAGCAGAAAUGGGAGACAACCAGCGAUUUGUACCGCGGUCGGGACGUGGUCGAGAUAUCGUAUGCGAAUUCACUUACAUCUGGGCGUGGGCUGCGCAUCGGCGGCUUUGAAACAUAUGAUUACUUCGGCGAUGGGGCCUUUUAUCUGCUCCAUACGCCUGGACAUACAGUCGGGCAUCUCUCCGCGCUGGCGAGAACCACCCUUCCGGCACAUGACUCGGACACAGCGACGUUCAUAUUCUUGGGCGGAGAUGUCGCACACGAGUGCGCGCUUCUCCGACCAAGCGCUGCGCAUCCGCUACCGGAUCAAAUUAGCAGUCGUGAUGGCCCGCGUGUGCAUGCGCUCCAUCGCGAAUACACCGUCAACGAUGGCGGAGAGACGGCGAAGAAGAGCCCGUUUUGUACGGCGACCGGCCCCCACAGCGAUGUUGCUGCAGCGCAGCAGAGCAUCGACGCCCUCCAGGCCUUCGACGGGGCGAGUAAUGUCUUUGUGGCACUGGCGCACGACCCAGAUCUUUUGGAUGUUGUCGAGCUGUUUCCUGGCGUUGCGAAUCAGUGGAGAAAGAGGGGUUGGAAGGAGAGAUGUCAUUGGAGAUUUUUGAAGGCGCUGUUUCCUGAACUUGGGUUUGGAUGGGUGGGGGAGCGGGAAAAUAAGAUGUGA
Molecule: messenger RNA, 1137 nt
Organism: Zasmidium cellare ATCC 36951
Lineage: Eukaryota; Fungi; Ascomycota; Dothideomycetes; Mycosphaerellales; Mycosphaerellaceae
Exons: 1
Coding region: 1-1137 (378 amino acids)
Source: RefSeq, a predicted model, not a curated record